CAGCAGCCAACGGACACACACAGACACAGCCUCCCUCUUUCUCUCUCUCUCUCUCUCUCUCCAAAUCCAAAAACCCUAGAUUCCUAAUCUGGUGGCCGUUGAUCUUAAAUAAAGUGGUGUUCCACCUGGACUUCCACCUCACUCUCUCUGAACGCCAUGAAAGCAGGUGCUUCAUAGAUUAUUUUGAAGAAUAAACGUGAUCUAGUAAAUUUAGAACUAAAAGGGGUAUUUGCUGAGCCAAUAGAAAAUGGGGACAGGGGAAGAAGGUACUCCUCCUAAGCCUUCCAAACAAGCUUCAACAGCUCAGGAAAUACCAACACCACCUUCAUAUCCCGAUUGGUCCAGCCCUAUGCAGGCUUAUUAUGGUCCUGGUGGUACCCCGCCUCCCUUUUUUGCCUCCACUGUUGCUUCCCCAACUCCACACCCUUAUAUGUGGGGAGCCCAGCAUCCUAUGAUGCCGCCAUAUGGAACUCCAGUUCCAUAUCCGGCCAUGUAUCCUCCAGGUGGAGUUUAUGCUCAUCCUAGUAUGGUCACGACUCCAGGCGCACCACAACCAGCCCCGGAGUUGGAAGGGAAGGGUUCUGAUGGGAAAGAGCGGGUUUCAACUAAAAAGACCAAGGGAGCUGCAGGAAAUGCAAGUUUGGCUGGUGGCAAGGCUGUGGAGAGUGGAAAGGCAACUUCAGGUUCAGGAAAUGAUGGUGCUUCACAAAGCGGUGAAAGUGGUAGCGAGGGUUCCUCCGAUGGAAGUGAUGAUAAUGCUAACCAUCAGGAGUAUGGUGCAAACAAGAAGGGGAGCUUUGACAAGAUGCUUGCAGAUGUUCAUUUUUCAGGUGCAAAUGCGCAGAAUAGCACUGGGGCCAUUCAGGCUUCAGUGCCUGGGAAGCCUGUCUCUAUGCCUGGAACUAAUCUGAAUAUUGGAAUGGACUUAUGGAAUGCAUCCCCUGCUGGUGCUGGAGCAGCAAAAGUGAGAGGAAAUCUGUCGGGUGCCCCAUCAGCUGGUGGUGAGCAUUGGAUUCAAGACGAACGUGAACUGAAAAGACAGAAAAGAAAGCAAUCGAAUAGGGAGUCAGCUAGGAGGUCAAGAUUACGGAAGCAGGCAGAGUGUGAAGAGCUACAAGCAAGGGUAGAGGUUUUGAGCAAUGAGAAUCAUAGCCUCAGAGAGGAGCUGCACAGGCUUUCUGAGGAAUGCGAGAAACUUACAUCAGAGAAUACUAAUAUAAAGGAAGAAUUGACACGAGUAUGUGGACCUGAUUUAGUAGCAAACCUUGAGCAGCAGCCUGGUGGUGGUGAGGGCAACAUUUGAGAUGGGAUAUUAGUCUCGCCGUAACAGAGAUUUAAGAGCUCCGGAAGCCAUGACCCUUCUGCGAAUUGAGCGUAGAGAAUUUGUUUUCCUUACUAAUUUGUACACUUUUAACCCUUUUAUCUGUAACAGUAACGUUUCUUUGUGAACUUAGCUGUUGAGUUGGAUCAUCUGGGAAGUGGGAACCAUGCAAAUUGUUGUAUCAUUGGAAAGAGUAUAUAAUAGAUUGACCUCCAUUUGGUA
This is a messenger RNA of Pyrus x bretschneideri (Chinese white pear), 1543 nucleotides long. Its product is annotated as G-box-binding factor 1. Gene Ontology annotation, biological process: regulation of DNA-templated transcription. The record is from RefSeq and is a predicted model, not a curated record. Lineage: Eukaryota; Viridiplantae; Streptophyta; Magnoliopsida; Rosales; Rosaceae. Gene Ontology annotation, molecular function: sequence-specific DNA binding; DNA-binding transcription factor activity. The transcript has 12 exons. The coding region runs from base 248 to 1303 and encodes 351 amino acids. Gene Ontology annotation, cellular component: nucleus.